AUAUGGCAGCUGGGAGACGAUUUACUGAUAAUGUGCCAAUGAAGAGGGUAAAAUGAGUGUAAAUAGCAUUACUCAAACCGAGUAAAAAGAAGGUUCUCCCAACAUGUGUAUGGAAGCAUUUUUAGGUCGACAUAGAAUCAUCUAGGGAUUUCUGUUCUGAAAUGGAAUUCUGUAGAGGCUGGUUAUUGAUCUGUGGUAAUUCUCCGUACACUGAAAUAAAAUAUAACCCAACAGCACCUGCACCUUAUACAACAACACAAGAGUCAACCAACGGAGUUGACACAUUCAAUAAUAUCUGCAUUUCAAUAUGCUAUCUUGUGUGAAAAUCUCAUAAUCAAGAAUUCAUAUUUCAACUCAGAUGCUUUCUUUGUCAAUUCAUUAUGCUUAACGCCUUAACCAAUAGGAUUCAAACUUAUGUCUUUAACCAGUUCUAGAACUACGGCCGGAGAUACAUUCAUAAUGUUUUCUUAGGACGUCCUCAGAUAACACCUUAAUGUAAUGAAGCCCAUGUUUUGUGUUCGAAUAAUUCAGAAUGCUGCUUAUAAAUUGGAUUACCAUCAAGUUUCUAGACAACCACUACUUACCAGAAUUAAGAUUUACAAAACUGAGAGUAUGGGGAUUUACAGGUUCAUUUCAGCUGCGUUUUCCUUGUUAUGUUUUCACUCUUGCCUUUGUUUGACCCUGAGUGGAAAUGAGACGGAUCGACUGGCCUUGCUUGAAAUCAAGGCCAGGAUAACUGGUGAUCCAUUUGGAGCCCUUACUUCAUGGAAUGAUUCCGUCCACUUUUGCCAGUGGCGUGGAGUUACUUGUGGUCUACGACACCAAAGGGUCACGAGGUUGGACCUGCAGUCCUUGCAACUUACAGGCUCCAUAUCACCACAUGUUGGAAAUUUGAGUUUUGUGAGACUGCUGUAUCUUCUAAACAACAGCUUCAGACAUGAAAUCCCUCCAGAAAUUGGCCGCCUGCGCAAGUUGCAAGAUUUGCAGCUGCAGAACAAUUCAAUAAGUGGUGAAAUUCCGUCUAACUUAUCUGGUUGCUCUCAACUUGUUACAAUUCGUCUUGGUUACAAUUUUCUGGUAGGAAGAAUUCCUGAGGAGCUCGGCACCUUGUCCAAGCUACAAACACUUGUAGUUCCACACAAUAAUCUUACAGGAACUCUCCCUAACUCUUUUAGCAACUUAUCUUCUGUUGAAAAGCUCUAUGUAUCUUCGAAUAAUCUGAAGGGAAGUAUUCCAGAUAUUUUUGGUCAACUGACCAAUCUUAGUUUCCUUGCACUCGAAGACAAUAGCUUGUCUGGUAUCAUCCCUCCCUCGAUCUUUAAUCUCUCCUUCCUCACAGUCUUUUCUGUCAUUAUAAACCAACUCCAAGGGACUCUGCCCUCAGACCUAGGUGUUGCUCUUCCAAAUCUCGAAUUUUUUGGUAUUGAUUACAACCAAAUUAGUGGACCUAUUCCCGUUUCAAUUUCUAAUCUCUCAAAUCUAGCUUCCCUUCAACUGAUUGCAAACCAACUAUCUGGAAAAGUUCCUUCUUUGAAAAAUUUACAUAAACUUGAGAGAUUAAAUUUCGGGGGCAAUAACCAUCUUGGAAGUGGGGGAAUUGGUGACUUGGGCUUUCUCUGUGAUUUGACUAAUGCCACUCUUUUAGAUGAACUGUUUAUUAGUGAAAACAAUUUUGGGGGUAUAUUACCUCAAUGCAUUGCUAACUUAUCUUCUCAUCUGGAAUACGUCUAUGUCAAUAUCAAUAAAAUAACAGGAAGCAUUCCAAUUGGGAUUGGAAAUCUGGUUAACUUGCAAGGCCUAUUUCUUUCAGCAAACCAAUUUUCAGGUCAAAUUCCCUCUGAAACUGGGAAGCUUCAGAAGUUGGUUGAAUUAAACUUAUCUAUGAACUCUUUCUCUGGGAAUAUUCCUUCCACUUUUGGAAAUUUAAGUUACCUAUCUAAAUUGGAUUUAGAUGGAAAUAAGCUUCAUGGCAGUAUCCCCUCAUCUCUAGCAGAGUGUCAUGAUUUGACAUCCUUGUUUCUUGGUCAGAACAAUCUAAGCGGUACAAUUUCCCUAGAAGUCAUUGGUCUGUCCUCCUAUAUUGAGUUUGAUUUAUCUCAAAAUCAUUUCACUGGUUCCCUUCCACAGAAAAUAGGAAAUUUGAUAAAUCUGGAGUACUUAGAUGUUUCUGGAAACAUGUUAUUUGGUGAAAUUCCGGCAAGUCUUGGUAGCUGUAUAGAAGUAGAAUACCUAUACAUGCAAGGAAACUUCUUCCAAGGGACAAUUCCAUCAUCUUUGGGUUCUCUGAGGGGUCUUAAAGAGGUACAUAUUUCUAACAACAACUUGUCAGGCCUCAUUCCAGAAUUCUUGGAGCAUUUUGAAUUCCUGCAAUCAUUGGAUUUAUCUUAUAACAAUUUGGAAGGCAUGGUACCAGUCAAAGGAGUUUUUCAGAAUGCAACAGCCACAUCAGUCAAAGGAAAUAAUAAGCUUUGUGGGGGCAUAACUGAGUUUCAAUUGCCGAAAUGCGAAUUUGGACAUCCCAAGAAGAGAGGAUUAAGCCGAACCUUGAAGCUGAUAAUCUGUCUCGUUUGUGGGCUUCUUGGAGUCUCCUGCGCUCUGUCAUUUUGGUACCUUCUUUGCUCAAGGAGGAAAAUAGUGAAGCACACUGCAAGCGAUUCAGAAAAUUUUCUUAAGGUGUCUUACCAAAAUCUUCUAAAAGCUACUGAUGGAUUCUCUGCUGCUAACUUGCUAGGCAUGGGCAGUUUUGGAUCAGUUUAUAAAGGAGUUCUUGAACAAGGUCAAACAACUGUUGCUGUCAAAGUACUUAACCUAUUUCAUCCUGGAGCUUCCAAAAGUUUCUCUGCUGAGUGUGAGGCAUUGAGAAACAUUAGACACCGUAAUCUUUUGAAGGUACUCUCUGUGUGUUCAGGUUCUGAUUUUGAAGGUUGGGAUUUUAAGGCCUUAAUCUAUGAGUUCAUGGUUAAUGGGAGCUUGGAGGAAUGGUUGCAUCCAACUCAGACAGUUUCUGAGACAAUUGAGAGACCAAGAAGCUUGAGUUUUUCUCAAAGGUUGGCCAUAUCAAGUGAUGUUUCUUUGGCAUUGGAUUAUCUCCAUCAUCAUUGUGAGACAAUGAUAGUUCACUGUGACCUCAAGCCGAGCAAUAUCCUUCUCAAUGAUGAGAUGGUUGCACAUGUUGGUGAUUUUGGGAUGGUAAGGUUCCUUCCUAGAACUUCUGGUAAUCAAUCUAGCUUGCUUGGAGUAAAAGGAACUGUUGGUUAUGCUCCUCCAGAAUAUGGUAUGGGACAUGAAGUUUGGACGCAAGGUGGUGUGUACAGUUAUGGCAUUCUCCUACUGGAAAUGUUCACGGGAAAAAGGCCAACAGAUGACAUGUUUCAAGGAACUUCAAACCUUCAUAACUUUGUGAAGGUAGCUCUGGCUGAGGAUGUUAUUGAGAUUGUGGAUCCUGUUCUUGUUCAUGAAAAAGCGGAAGGGGAGAUCAUUGCGGACAAAUGUCUUAAUGAGGAUAGCACAAGGCCUCACAUUAAAAUAGAAGAAAGCUUGAUUUCAAUCCUAGAAAUUGCAUGGUAGCUGGGAUUUCAUAUCUUAUAGGUAGAUGUCAGGUCUUGGAUCAGGCGGCAGAUAUAGUGGCUUCUUCUUUUCAUGGAUGGUUGAACUUUGGGAGUAUGGUGGGUGAUGCUGCUUUGGUGUUUGCAGAUAUGUCGUAAUGGCUUUCCAAGCAAAAUUUGUAAUAGGUAACAUUUGGUUUUUGAAAGAUACAAAUUCCCUGUCCCCUGCAUAGUAGGUAGACAAUAUGUUUGUAUGUGUGUUUAUAGUUGAGUGUCUGUGGAUCUUUGAGAUUACUCACAAUCAAUAUUAGGAGUAAUAUAUCUGCAUAAAAAUAAAAAAAAUUUGUUUGUAUUAUUUCAUAUUUA
Rosa chinensis is the source of this 3911-nucleotide messenger RNA. RefSeq names its product probable LRR receptor-like serine/threonine-protein kinase At3g47570. The record is from RefSeq and is a predicted model, not a curated record. Gene Ontology annotation, biological process: protein phosphorylation. Bases 499 to 3567 code for a protein of 1022 amino acids. Gene Ontology annotation, molecular function: ATP binding; protein binding; protein kinase activity. NCBI's taxonomy places the organism in Eukaryota, Viridiplantae, Streptophyta, Magnoliopsida, Rosales, Rosaceae. The transcript is spliced from 3 exons.